AUGUCAGAGCGAACACACGAAGAAGUUGAGACACAGGACCAAGAAGGGAUGGGCAGAAAGAGUCUCCAGACCCAGAGAUGGACGCAGUCAUGCAUGAGACAGGCAACACAUAGAGAGCCAAAGAAGUGGGUAAAGUCCGACCCGGCCGUUCCAUCCAAGGCAUGUAAGACACAAAACUCUCCAGAGAAUGCGGCGAGAGAGAGGAGUCGUGUGCGAAACCUCAGACAAGCCUUUCACAGUUUGCAGGCUGCUCUUCCAUCUGUUCCUCCCAACACAAAACUCUCCAAGCUAGACGUCCUGGUCCUGGCCACCAACUAUAUCGCCCACCUGACUGAAACCCUGGACCAGGGAGGAGAGCUGGGAGAGCAUGGCAUCCUUCCCAGAGCAGAAGGAUACCUGCAUCCUGUUAAGAAAUGGCCCAUGCGUUCUCUUCUCUACUGUGGGAACAUAGGAGAGCGAUUGACAGGAGCACAAGCCAAUCAGGAGACAUCGUGCCCACCAGCCUGUGCCUCUAAGAUGGAACCUGACCAAUGGACUAAAAAACCAUCUUAA
Molecule: messenger RNA, 552 nt
Organism: Paramisgurnus dabryanus
Lineage: Eukaryota; Metazoa; Chordata; Actinopteri; Cypriniformes; Cobitidae
Gene: tcf23
Product: transcription factor 23
Biological process (GO): developmental process; regulation of transcription by RNA polymerase II
Molecular function (GO): protein dimerization activity; RNA polymerase II transcription regulatory region sequence-specific DNA binding; DNA-binding transcription factor activity, RNA polymerase II-specific
Source: RefSeq, a predicted model, not a curated record